Molecule: messenger RNA, 597 nt
Organism: Galleria mellonella (greater wax moth)
Lineage: Eukaryota; Metazoa; Arthropoda; Insecta; Lepidoptera; Pyralidae
Exons: 4
Coding region: 86-502 (138 amino acids)
Biological process (GO): septate junction assembly
Source: RefSeq, a predicted model, not a curated record
UAAUGUCAUGUCUGAAAACUAGUAUUUAUAGUAUAUAUUUGAUUUUACAAAUUUCUCAUAAUAAGUUUAUAAAUAUAUUGUGAAAAUGUUAAUACCAACGUGUAUAAUUAAAUUAUCAGAAUUGAUGCUAACAGUGGCGUGUCUCACGCUUCACCAUUACAGUUACGAUUUAACAGAUGUACCCACAAUGAUGCUGUGUUCUGGUACUUACAUUGGAUUCAUUGUUGUUCUUUCGGGAGAAAUUGUCGGAGAAAUGAUAUUUUCACCACUCGACCUCGUUCAAGAUAUGUAUUUUGGUAUUCUUGGAACCGGGUUCUUUGCUGCAAGUGGCGGUCUAGUGCUGUCUUCGAGGGCUCGAGGGUCUAGCUACCCCAGAACGGGGGAUCAUACCGCGGCCCUUCUUUGCGGCUCGUUGGCAGUAUUGAACGCAAUUAUCAUGCUAUUUGACUUGAGUCUGGCGUAUUUAGACUCUGAGGAGUUCGAUGAGGAGACCAGCGUAUGAUCUCCGAGGCGAGACGGUCUCGGCGGCAGCGGACGCGUACAUCGACACAUGGUGGUCUGCUUCAGGCAGCAUAUUAUUUGGCACAUGUGGCGCCU